Messenger RNA from Cuculus canorus (common cuckoo), 1316 nucleotides. It is a transcript of the gene LIN37, whose product is annotated as lin-37 DREAM MuvB core complex component. Gene Ontology annotation, cellular component: Myb complex; transcription repressor complex. Gene Ontology annotation, biological process: negative regulation of transcription by RNA polymerase II. Lineage: Eukaryota; Metazoa; Chordata; Aves; Cuculiformes; Cuculidae. The record is from RefSeq and is a predicted model, not a curated record. The transcript is spliced from 11 exons. The coding region runs from base 46 to 723 and encodes 225 amino acids.
GGGCUUAAGGCGCGCGGCGGCGGCGGCGAACGGUGCCCCUCAGCCAUGUUGGCCGUGAAGGUGAAGGUGGAGAAGACGGACCUGGAGGCGGCGUCGGCGCGGUCGCGGUUGGACGCGGUGCUGCAGGGGCUGCUGGAGAGGGGGGGCAGGGAAGCGGCGGCGGAGGAGGAAGCAGCGAAGGCACCGGGGGAAGCCGUGAACAAAGAGACUUUGCCGAGUGCUCCCGGGAAGAGGCCCCCCCCCCGUCUCCCUCAGCAGCGGCGGAAGAAGCGCCGAGAGGCCGAAGAGGGGCCCGAACCGCAGCGGGGCAAUACGUAUGUGAUAAAGCUGUUUGACCGCAGUGUGGAGUUGGGGCAGUUCGCGGAGGGGACUCCGCUGUACCCCGUGUGCCGCGCGUGGAUGAGGAACUGCCCCACGGCGCGGGGGGCUGCCCCACAGCGACCCACAGAUCCCCCACGGGGGCAGGUGUCGUCGAAGGGAGAGGAGGUGUACGCGCUGCCCCCCCCUGCCCCACAAGUGCCCCCCCGCGCCCCCUCGCCGCUGGGCCCCGAGCAGGGGCAGCCGCCCCCCGACCAGCCCCCCCCCCCCCCACGGAGUCUUCUGGAACGAAACAUGGAGAGAUGGCGGCGAGUGAGGCAGAGGUGGAGGGAAGCGGCGCAGCGGCAGCAGCAGCGGUACCGCCCCAGCCUGGGGCUGCUGAGGCGCAUCUACGAGAGGCAGUGACCGCCCCACAGCGACCCACAGCGACCCACGGACACCCCAUAAGUGACCCACAGGGACCCCAUAGAGACCCACAGCGGCCCAGAAAGACCCACAGAGACCCACAAGUGACCCACAGAGAUCUAUAGAGACCCCACAGCGACCCACAAGUGACCCAUAGAAACCUCAGAGACCCACAAGUGACCCAUAAAGACCCCAUAGAGACCCACAAGUGACCCAUAGUGACCCACAGAGACCCACAAGUGGCCCACAGGGACUCAUAAGUGACACACAGCGACCCCGGAGGGAGCCCCUGCCCCAUAAGUGACCCCUCCAGACCCAUAAGUGGCUCUUCCAGACCCAUAAGUGACCCCUCCAGACCCAUAAGUGGCUCUUCCAGACCCAUAAGUGACCCCUCCAGACCCAUAAGUGGCUCUUCCAGACCCAUAAGUGACCCCUCAGCCCCAUCAGUGACCCCUCCAGACCCAUAAGUGACUCCUCAGCCCCAUAAGUGACCCCUCCAGACCCAUAAGUGACUCUUCCAGACCCAUAAGUGACUCCUCAGUCCCAUAAGUGACCCCUCCAGACCCAUAAGUGACUCUUCCAGACCCAUAAGU